AUGUUAUACAAAUGGGAACACCAAUCUGGCUUGGCAGCUAACUGGAUUUGGGAAGAUCUAUCUUGUGAAACAUUUGGAAGAACUAGACCAAUUUGGUGGAGAGCUACGAAAGGAACUGAGUUUGUACGAACAUCGAUAAGGGACGCAGGUGGGUACCUUGUGAUAGGGCCUAGUCCUAUGAA
Molecule: messenger RNA, 182 nt
Organism: Scutellospora calospora
Lineage: Eukaryota; Fungi; Glomeromycota; Glomeromycetes; Diversisporales; Gigasporaceae
Source: the annotation of a GenBank genome assembly